GGGGGACCGGCCGACCGAUCAACCAUCCCUCGCUUUCCCCCUUUCGAUCCCUCCCCACGUUUGUCCUGUCGUCCGGACCCAAGCGAAAGGCAGCAUCAUGUCCUCGCCCAAAGGCAAGACUGCCGCGACUGCGGCCACCAAGCCAUCGAUCUUCAACUUCAAGGAGCAGGUCGCCCGCUACGGCGAGUAUCAUAGCAACCGCGUGAACCAAAUCAUCCAUAUGAUCUUCGUGCCGGUGAUUCUCUGGACGGCCUUCGUGUGGCUGACCGCUGUCGGCCCGUUUGCCACCCUCCCUAAGGUGUCUCCCUGGGCCCAGCCCACGGCGGCCGUCAUCGCCGGGACCCUUUUCAACCUUUACUACAUCGCCCUGGAGCCGAUGACUGGCCUUCUCUACAUCCCACAAAUGUGCCUGCUCCUGUACUCGGCCUAUGUGUUUGCCCACUCACCGAGCGUGGCCCAUCCCCACUGGGUGGCCUUCGGCGUGCAUGUCGUGUCUUGGAUUGCCCAGUUCUGGGGCCAUGGCAAGCAUGAGGGCCGCAAGCCCGCCCUCCUUGACAACCUCUUCCAGUCCCUGGUCAUGGCUCCGCUAUUCGUGUUCCUCGAGACGCUCUUCCUGGUGGGCUACCGGCCGCAGCUCCAUCGGCUGGUCCGCAACGAGUCGGGCAAGCGCCGCGCCGCCUGGCUGCGCAGCCUGAAGAAGGCCCACUAGAAGGGCGCAUACACACCAGCAUGCGGUCCUCUCUCCUCCCCGUCUCCCCCACACCGGGGGGCGGGGCGGGGCGGAGGGGGGGACCGGCUCCGGGUAAGACACCCAUACAAUACACCCUACCAGCUUCCAA
This is a messenger RNA of Fonticula alba, 839 nucleotides long. RefSeq lists its product as hypothetical. Bases 98 to 709 code for a protein of 203 amino acids. The transcript has 4 exons. The record is from RefSeq and is a predicted model, not a curated record. NCBI's taxonomy places the organism in Eukaryota, Rotosphaerida, Fonticulaceae. Gene Ontology annotation, biological process: sphingoid catabolic process. Gene Ontology annotation, cellular component: endoplasmic reticulum.